Messenger RNA from Lactuca sativa (garden lettuce), 381 nucleotides. Lineage: Eukaryota; Viridiplantae; Streptophyta; Magnoliopsida; Asterales; Asteraceae. The record is from RefSeq and is a predicted model, not a curated record.
AUGGACAACUGUUCUUCAGCUAAGGUCCCCAUGGCUUUCGGUUAUAAGAUAUCUGCUGAUCCCUCAGGUGAAUCUGUUGACCACAAGACUUAUAGAGAUAUUAAUGGCUCUUUGAUGUACCUCAAUGCAAUUCGACCAAAUAUAGUCUUUGCAACGGGUGUAUGCGCAAGGUACCAGGCUGACCCAAAAGUGUCUCACAUGACCGCAGCCAAAAAAAUCCUAUGGUACUUAAAAGGAAGAAAAACUCUUGGAUUAUGGUAUCCUGCAGGAAAUCAUUUCCGUCUUCAGGUAUUCACAGAUGCGGAUCAUGCCGGAAGCAAACUUGAUCGCAAAAGCACCUUAGGUGGAUGUCAAUUUCUGGGUGGAAGACUAGUCAACUAG